GAGUCCGGGCAGCCAGCUACUUCCUCCCGCAGUAGCAGCAGACGACUCAGGGCUUUUCAGUCGCGAACGAUUCCUCCCACAGAACUUUGUUUGCUCCGCUUCCCCUCGCGCUAGACCGACCCCUGCUUCUGUCGCACUGUGAUCGGAUCUGUCCCCUCGGUGCGGGGAAGGGGGGGAGGUGCGCGUUGCUUGGGUGCAGGGGGAGGUGUCCUGCCUGGAAGAUGAGGCUGCCUGCUGGGGAGAGAAGCCUCCUGUCCUGCGGAAUGGCUCACUGAUUGCACCCGGGAUCUAUGGCUGCUUUGUCGCAACGUUAACUCCUUGCCUCGGCCCGACCCUCUCCACAAACCCCAUUCACCCCAGAGCCCUUAACCGACCCCGGCUGGAGAGCUGUAAAAUGGUGGAUGGUGUUAUGAUUCUUCCUAUCCUUAUGAUGGUUGCUUUUUCCUCUCCCAGCAUGGAAGAUGAGGAAAUGAAGUUGAACGCAGGGCAGUAUAAAUGUGUAUGUGAAGGAAUGUCCUGCGGCAACGGGGACCACUGUUAUGGGCAGCAGUGUUUUGCUUCGCUCAGCAAAAACGAUGGUGUCAUGGUGUCCCAAAAGGGCUGCUUCCAAGUCUAUGAACAAGGCAAAAUGACAUGCAAAACUCCUCCAUCUCAGGACCAGGCCGUGGAAUGCUGUCAGAGUGACCUCUGUAACUUGAACAUCACGGUAAAAAUAACAGAAAGACCAAAGCAAGCAUUAAAUUACAGCGUGGAAACGUUAACAAUCUUUAUCUUGGCCCCUGUGAUUGUGCUAGUGGUACUUUCUGUCUUGGCUGUGCUGAUCUUCAGGAAAAUCCAACAGCGUCACAUGGAGAUACUGAGCAAUCGGGAUGCAGAAUAUGGAACCAUUGAUGGACUCAUCGCUUCCAAUGUUGGAGACAGUACACUCGCAGAAAUGUUGGAUCAUUCCUGUACAUCGGGCAGUGGUUCUGGGCUUCCAUUCCUGGUACAAAGAACAGUUGCUCGGCAGAUUACUCUAGCAGAAUGUGUUGGAAAAGGGCGAUAUGGUGAAGUAUGGCGGGGUCUCUGGCAAGGAGAAAGCGUUGCCGUGAAGAUAUUUUCAUCGCGAGACGAAAAAUCCUGGUUCAGGGAAACAGAAUUAUACAACACUGUGUUACUGAGGCAUGAGAAUAUUUUGGGUUUUAUUGCCUCAGACAUGACUUCCAGAAACUCCAGCACGCAGUUGUGGCUAAUAACUCAUUACCACGAGCUGGGCUCCCUCUACGACUACUUGCAGGUCACCACGCUGGAUUCGGUCACCUGCCUGCGAAUCGUUUUGUCAAUAGCCAGCGGCCUGGCGCAUUUGCACGUGGAGAUAUUUGGCACCCAGGGAAAGCCGGCCAUUUCUCACAGAGACUUGAAGAGCAAGAAUAUCCUUGUGAGAAAGAACGGCCAGUGCUGCAUUGCAGAUCUAGGGCUUGCUGUCAUGCAUUCGCAAACAACCAACCAGCUGGAUGUUGGCAAUAACCCCCGUGUAGGAACGAAGCGCUACAUGGCCCCCGAAGUUCUGGAUGAGACCAUUCAAGUGGAUUGUUUUGACUCUUACAAGCGAGUUGAUAUUUAUGCAUUUGGUCUUGUCCUCUGGGAGGUCGCCAGACGGAUGGUCAGCAAUGGCAUUGUGGAAGAAUACAAGCCUCCUUUUUAUGAUGUUGUACCCAAUGACCCGAGUUUUGAAGACAUGAAGAAGGUUGUCUGCGUGGAUCAACAAAGACCAAACAUUCCCAAUCGAUGGUUCUCAGAUCCAACUCUAACAGCGCUUGCUAAGCUGAUGAAGGAAUGCUGGUAUCAUAACCCCUCCGCAAGACUCACAGCCUUACGCAUCAAAAAGACUUUAACCAAAAUUGACAAUUCUUUAGAUAAACUGAAGUCUGACUGUUAAAAACUCUUAAUUGACACUGCCAUGAAAUCUGUGCAUAGUUCAUGCCGACAAAGAAGAAAAUGACACAGUGCUUGCCUGCCGAGGUGUAGACUUUGUUUCAAGCGGUUUAUUUUUAAGGGAAAUUCUCACAAGGAGAUAAUUUGAUAAAGUGCAAAAUGACGCCAUAUAGUUUUAGCGAUGCCUCUCCCAUUACUGUGUUAGAAAUUCUGGUUGCCCUGGAUAAACAAAGUCAGGGGCUUUUGGCGGUUUACGUAGAAAAAUACGGAGGAAGCAGAUUUUUUUUUUCUUUUGAAAUAUAAUUGCUGGGGGAUUGAACAUGAUUUUUAAAACUUCUAAAUCUGCACAGAACGUCGCAUCUGCUACGACUAAAGUGUUUGCGUGACCGUGUUGCAUUUGAUACAUUUUCGGAUUAUUUUUUUGUGAAAUGAUUUCCUACAAAUCGGAAUCGUAGACACUACGUGGCUGCCUGUUUGAAGACAAUCCCACUUCGGAAUGUUACUCAGAGACUUCUGGACUCACUUCCAUGCCAAAGGCUGGUCGGACGGUUUUUGCAAAGAUUUUGGGUCUCUGAAGGAGCACAGAAUAUAGAACAGGACAGAUCUGGGCAUUAAAAAAGAUGAGUCUGGAGAAAUGAAAGAAAUUUUCAGAGUUAUCCCGAUCACUCCUACGGAAAAAAAAACUGAACUGGUGAUUUUUUUUUUUUUUUAAUCAGCAAUAUUGCGUGUGCUUCUCUGUUAUUGCACUAGCAAUUUUUUGCAUUCCUUAAUUGCACUGUUACUGUUCAUUUUAAUGACAGAUGCCAAAUAUAUGGUUGGCCGUGUAUGGAUCUGUGUUUCCGGAAUACACCAAUUUAUUUUGGGGGGGGGGGAGGUUUAAGAAACGGAAAUUUGUCAGAUUUAGCUGCAUUUUACACGUGUACUGAUGUUUACAAUAAUGCCGAACAUUAGGAAUUUUUGUUGUCUAUACAAAACUUUGCAAAUUAUUUAUUACUUGUGCACUUAGCGGUUUUCAAACAAAACUGAUCAGUGCAGGCAGUUAGCUCUAUUUUGUGGUCUUUUACUUUUCUUCCCCCCCCACAUCCCUUUUACAUGACUAAUUUUGUAACACAGUAUGAUAAAGCGAUUAUUUCUCGAAUAUCACAUUACGAUGUCACGUUAAAUUCUCCAUAUUGAGAUAUGCGUGUGUGCGGUCUGUAUCAAUUUCAGUUUAGAGAACUAAACAUUUAUCGCUGUUACCCAACAUUUUUUUUUCCUGCUCACCUUUUAACUGACAUAGGAAUUAACAACAUAAAAGGAAAAUUUCAGUAGAAAUGUAGGAUAUUAUAAUGGGGAGAUGCAUUUCUUCUAAGCUAUAUAUAAUAUGUGCAUUGUUAACUCUGCCACAAAAAUAACUAUUUUGUUUUAAUCUACUUUUUGUAUUUAGUAGUUAUUUGUAUAAAUUAAAUAGAAUGUUUUGAAGUCUAA
This is a messenger RNA of Xenopus laevis (African clawed frog), 3381 nucleotides long. It is a transcript of the gene acvr1.S, whose product is annotated as activin A receptor type 1 S homeolog. Gene Ontology annotation, cellular component: signaling receptor complex; BMP receptor complex; membrane. The record is from RefSeq and is marked provisional. Gene Ontology annotation, molecular function: nucleotide binding; kinase activity; transmembrane receptor protein serine/threonine kinase activity. Gene Ontology annotation, biological process: animal gross anatomical part developmental process; regulation of developmental process; activin receptor signaling pathway. NCBI's taxonomy places the organism in Eukaryota, Metazoa, Chordata, Amphibia, Anura, Pipidae.